Myxocyprinus asiaticus (Chinese sucker) is the source of this 2303-nucleotide messenger RNA. Its product is annotated as centromere protein S-like. Gene Ontology annotation, molecular function: chromatin binding; protein heterodimerization activity. Bases 1671 to 2093 code for a protein of 140 amino acids. Lineage: Eukaryota; Metazoa; Chordata; Actinopteri; Cypriniformes; Catostomidae. The transcript has 5 exons. Gene Ontology annotation, cellular component: Fanconi anaemia nuclear complex; FANCM-MHF complex. Gene Ontology annotation, biological process: resolution of meiotic recombination intermediates; replication fork processing. The record is from RefSeq and is a predicted model, not a curated record.
AAUGGUGGCCAGAACUUUGAAGGUCCAAAAAGCAUACAAAGGCAGCAUAAAAGUAAUCCAUACAACUCCAGUGCUUAAAUCCAUAUCUUCAAAAGAGAGAUCACAGGUGUGGGUGAGAAAAAGAUCAAUAUUAAAAUUAUUUUUUACUAUAAAUUAUCUUCCUUGCCAGUAGGUGGCGAUAUGCGCAAAGAAUGCAAAUUGCCAAAAAUAAAAGAAUGUGAAAGUGAAAGUGGAGAUUUAUGGUAAAAAAAGGACUUAAUGUUUCUCAUCCAGACCUAUCAUAUUGCAUCUGAAGAUAUGAGCUGCAUCUGAAACCACAUACUAUCACAGUAUGUAAUGUAUUUGAUGAAGGAUGCACUUAUCUGCCGGCAAAUCAGUACGUUCUUUUAGGUAUGUGAGUAGUAUGAAUAGAUUUUGGACUUCAUCCGGGGACGUGGGCAUUGGCUUGUUACCCCAAUAUGAGAUGUAAGAACAACAACCGCGAAAACUAUCUGCUGUUUUUUUUUUAAACAAGCACCAUUUAAGCACAAGGAACAAUUCUAUAGCACUUACGGUUGAGAAGAGCCAUCCACCUCACGAUUCACCAUCGUUCCUAUAAAUUCAGUGAUUUGAACGUGACGUUGCCUCAGCUCCCAAAGGAAAAUGGGAUCCAGUCGAUCUACAUUUCAAAAUCUCGCCGGAAAUAGUAGGUCAUCCGGGUAUUUCUCGCUUACUGCUUCAUGAAUACUGUGGAUUCAGACAUACUACUCCACUGGCAUACGGUUUUUGGCAUACUAUAUAGUAGGGAAGUAUUCGGACUCAGCAAUGGAUUUAAGCAAUGGAGUCGUAUGGAUUACUUUUAUGCUGCCUUUUUGAGCUUUUUGGACCUUCAAAGUUCUGGCUACCAUUCAGUGGCAUUGUAUGAACCUACAGAGCUGAGAUAUUUUUCUAAAAAUCUUCAGCUGUGUUCUGCAGAAGAAAGUCAUACAGAUCUGGGAUGGCAUGUGGGUUAGUAAAUGAUGGCAGAAUAUUAAUUUUUUGAUGAACUAUCCCUUUAAUAAAUGUCUGUGUUCUUAAUUAGUGACGUAACACAUGUCAUCUUUAUUAUUAUUUUUUUAUGUAAUAAAUUACACCAUUUAAAACAUUCCUCUUGAUGCAGCAUUUUAUGCCAACAUUCAAGUGUUUAUGAACAUAUCAAGUAAAAAAAAAAAAAAGCUGUGGUUAUUUAGCAAAUAACUCUGACAAAACCUUGGAAGUGCUUUACAAUUGCCCUGUAUUAAAUACAAAUGUGCUUUGAGCCCUUUUUUUUUUUUUUUUUUAAAGGUUUGCCAAGUCACAUCAGAUGUCAGUACUCCACAUAUUUUUGACAUUACAUAAACAAAGAACAGUGUACACUGCAUUAAAUAAAUACAUGAAAAGGAAACAUAGGCAACGUAUCAGUAAAAUAUAGAUAUCAUAGUUUAUAGUAAUAAUAAUAUAUAUAUAAAAAUAUAAACAAAGACCAAAAAUGCUCCAUCAGAGAUAAUUACAAGAUAAUUUGUCAAUCUUGCAAUUAUUUAUUUGGAAAUUUGGAACUCAUGUCCACUGCACAUCAGUAGUAGGCGCUGAUGACAUAAUAAACACUGGCAGCGCUGAUAACAGUUGCAACGCGAAGAAAUCAUAUUUCGCGCAUUUUUUUGUAAUGGCACUAAAUGCCAAGUGAGCAGCAUCAGCUUAUUUAUCCUCUGAAAAUGAAUGAGAACGAGGCACAAAAGCAGAGACUUAAAGCAGCUGUGCAUUAUACUGUUGGCCGUCUCUGUCGAAACAUCGCUGCAGACUGCGAGAAGCAAAUCACCAAACAGACAAUAGCAGCUAUUGCUGAGACUACAUUUAGACAGUGUGAUAUAUUUGCCAAGGACUUUGAAGCUUUCGCGAGGCACGCUAAAAGACACACGGUUACAGUGGAUGACGUAAAGCUCACGGCCAGGAGAACUACAGCACUGUACAACUACAUGCAGCGGAAAAGUGAAGAGCUGGCUUUGAACAACCAAGAGCUGAAGGAGAAGAGGAAGAGUGCUGCUAAGAGGAAGAGUAAAGACAUGGAAGCAGAGGAGGAGAAUGAUGUUGAAGACUGACUGGAGAAGAUUUAAAUGUUUACAGUUAAAUGAGUUACAAUAUACAAACUACUUUGGGUUGAUGCAUGUGAAAACAAACCAUCACAGUUGAAAAAAAAAAAAACCUGUCAAAUUAGAUAGUCAACUGAAAAUGAUUUUUAAGGAAUUACUCAACAGAAAUACAUCCGGUUGUAUAUUUUAUUGUAAUAAAAAAUAUAUAUAUAUAUAUUA